Molecule: messenger RNA, 852 nt
Organism: Oppia nitens
Lineage: Eukaryota; Metazoa; Arthropoda; Arachnida; Sarcoptiformes; Oppiidae
Product: trans-aconitate 2-methyltransferase-like
Exons: 3
Coding region: 1-852 (283 amino acids)
Source: RefSeq, a predicted model, not a curated record
AUGGAUCAAAUUGAACCCAGUGUAUAUGCUAGACAAAAAAGUAAUGUCCAAUUAUUAGCAAUGCAAUCAAUUAGCAUUAUAAAAUCGUAUAGCAAAUCAUACGAUCUGAUUGUUGACUUAGGCUGCGGUGAUGGUGAUGUUACGAAAAAUUUUUUAGCCAAACAUAUCCCGCAUAAACGGAUUGUGGCCAUCGAUUGUUUACCCGAAAUGUUAGACUAUGCCCGCACUAAUAAUCCGGACUCUAGUAUUGAUUAUCAAUUGCAAGAUAUGGGUAGAAAAUGGCCGGAUAUGAGUCCCCGGGUUAGGCAAUUGGACUGCAAAGUGGAUCUAAUAUUUGCUAAUCUAUCGUUUGGUUAUAUUCCGGAUAAACGUCAACUGAUGGACACUAUUGGCCACUUGUUGUCUACGGGCGGUAUGAUUCAUGCAAAUAUUGAACUCAAAGAAGAUAUUAACAAACGUUUGGCCAGUUAUGGUUGGCCUAUGAAAAAACAAUGGUAUGAAUCGCCCGAAAAACAAGCCGACAAUUGGCGUCAAUGUCUACAAUCAAUGGAUAAUCAGUUACUGAUUAAACAGUUCGAGACUAUAGAUGUCUGUUGGACUACGGAUAGACAGAAAAUGAUUGACUUUAUGCCAAUACUGAUAUCAAAGUUUAGAAAGUUUUUCAACGAUCCUAAAGAUUUCGAUAGCGAACUAAACGAUCACUUAUGGGAUACGGCUUUCGAUGCAAUGGUCAACCCGUUAGCUAUUGGCGGCCCGAAUCCCAGGGCUUGGCAACAGUUUUUGGCCGAUCCUAACGUUAAGGAAGUCAAACGUUAUCAUCAAUUGCUGAGAAUUACUGCUAUUAAACAAUAA